AUGGAUUUGUCCGUAUACUUAGUCACAGACUCUUCUCCCGCAAUUCUGCGCGGCAGGGAUUUGUGUGAGGUAGUUCAAGAUGCCAUUCAAGGGGGUGUCACUGUUGUCCAGUAUAGAGACAAGCACAGUGACUCUGGUGUGAUGAUUGAGACUGCAAAGAGACUCCACGAAAUUACAAAGAAGCACAAUGUUCCUCUAAUCAUCAAUGACCGCGUUGACGUCGCAUUAGCUGUUGGUGCCGAAGGCGUCCAUCUUGGACAGGAUGACAUGAGCAUACUAGACGCAAAGAAAUUGUUGCCUCCUAACGCCUAUAUCGGCGCGUCAGUAUCCUCGAACGAGGAAGCGCUCAAGGCAGUUCAGGAUGGGGCUGAUUACCUCGGAAUUGGAACCGUAUUCGCAACGCCUACGAAAACCAACACCAAGUCUAUUAUCGGGCCUGCUGGCACAAGAGAGAUUUUGGCCUUUCUUUCCACAAUGCCCAGACGAGUCGGAACUGUUGCGAUCGGUGGUAUCAACUUGUCAAAUGUUCAACGAGUUAUAUACCAAUCACAAGCACCACUGAAAAGCCUUGAUGGUGCUGCGAUUGUGAGCGCGAUCAUGGCGGCGGAAAACCCGAGAGAAGCCGCCGCAUCGUUUUGCAAACUAGUGAAACAAAUUCCUGCCUUAGCCACGAUUCCCCUCCCUCCUCGGGAGAAUGAAGUUACCCUGCUAUUAGAUCAAGUGCCAGAUAUCGUCAACCUGGUGGCGACAAGGCGACCCUUAUGCCACAAUAUGAUCAAUUUUGUGGUAGCUAAUUUUGCUGCAAACGUCGCCAUUGCAAUUGGUGCAUCUCCAAUUAUGUCCGGAUAUGGCCCCGAAGCAGUUGACCUCGCCAAAAAUGGCGGUUCAUUAUUGAUUAAUAUGGGGACCCUGAAUAAUGAAAGCAUCGAUAAUUACCUCCAAGCUCUACAGGCGUAUAAUGCCGAAGGGAACCCUGUUGUGUUUGAUCCAGUUGGGGCUGGUGCUACGGAUGUUCGCCGCGAAGCUGUGAAAAAGCUCAUGGCUGGUGGAUAUUUCGACCUUAUUAAAGGGAAUGAAAGCGAGUUGAUUCAAUUGUAUGGCAAAGUCCGCGGGCACCAGGUCGGCGUCGACAGCGGACCAAGUACUUUGAACUGCAAAGAAAAAGCGAGACUUGUCAUGGACCUUGCGAAACGGGAGAGAAACAUCGCCCUUCUCACCGGUGCCGUGGACUACCUGAGCGAUGGCGAGCGCACUCUUGCCAUUGGCAAUGGACACAGUCUCCUCGGACAUAUUACAGGCCUAGUUUACUUCUGCUCGAAAUUGCUGCUGAGCGCGCUGCCGUGA
Molecule: messenger RNA, 1344 nt
Organism: Histoplasma mississippiense
Lineage: Eukaryota; Fungi; Ascomycota; Eurotiomycetes; Onygenales; Ajellomycetaceae
Product: thiamine-phosphate pyrophosphorylase
Exons: 7
Coding region: 1-1344 (447 amino acids)
Biological process (GO): thiamine biosynthetic process
Cellular component (GO): cytoplasm
Molecular function (GO): ATP binding; thiamine-phosphate diphosphorylase activity; hydroxyethylthiazole kinase activity
Source: RefSeq, a predicted model, not a curated record